UCCAUAUGAGCCUAAAUCAUCAAUUUCUUUGCAUUUCAAAUUGGAGUUUUCUUUCAGCCGGAUUUUUCAUCUUUCAUCUUUAGCAAAAUCUUAAGUCAAUUUCAGAAAAAAAAUUACAAGUUUUAGAUAUACGAAGUAUUUCCCAAGAUUGGAAAGAAAUUUGGACGAAGAACAUACAAGACAUUACAAAUUCCAAAAAUGCAUAAAUGGAAGCCGAAGCAAAUAUUAACAGACGAAAUUGUAAAACAAUAUUUGUCUACAUACGGGUAUUACAACCAACAGAAGAAGAAUUGCACACAUUGUGGUAUACAACUCUAUCAUUACCAUUGGACAAUAAACACACUAUAUUAGACGGCAUUGUCACCGGAGAACUUGACAACAUUGUACCACAAAUUUCACAUAGCAAUUGUGUGCAGCAAACAAUUAAUGCUGAUGAUGCUGCUACUUCCAGAACAUACACUUUAGUUGGAGUGUGGCCUAAUUAUGCUUCUGUUGACUGUAACUAUGUAACAAAAGAACAGAUGGAAGAGAUAUUCAGUACACAUAGGCAGUAUGUAUCUGGUCUGUACGGUGACUUGAAGGCACACAGGUUGAAAAAUCAAGAAAAUAACAGGCUGAAUAUCUUGAAAACCAGAAGCAAAUAUUUGAAGAACAGCAAAAAUGGCACGAACAUCAAUAUCAAGAGCUGCACUCUGCUUACUAAUCUGGUAUACAAUUUGUAUAUGUGGAUACUCAAGCUUUCUGCCAUAAUUUUUUGGUACACACAUGGCUGAACAAUCAAGAACAAAAGAAACUAAUUAUCAAGCAAUUCUUGACAAUCAAAAAGAAUUUGUUCAGUAACAACAAAAAGGUAGGAAGAUCACUAUCAAAGAAUGCACUCUCACAUGGAAUCCUACGUGGAUAUCAGUUUAACUUCGAUGAGAUCUUACAUUGAUGAACAGAACAAUAGCAUGCUGAAUAGAAUGGGUGAUAUGUAAGCUAUUGUUGGUUGUUUACAAGAAGAUAUUCCUAACUCUAGCAGUAAAAUUCGUGGCAAGAAAGCAAGACCUGAACAAACUCAAACUGAAAUGUCCACAGAAGAGAUGUAUAAUAGGAAGACAAAAUCUUCAAAUUUUUCUCUCGAGGACUAUUCUAUGGAAAGGUAUUUAUCAGUUCAUCAAUGGGUGGUGGUGAAUAAAUCGGAGUAAAAAGCCUAACUCUAACUUAUUA
Messenger RNA from Olea europaea var. sylvestris, 1209 nucleotides. RefSeq lists its product as uncharacterized. Lineage: Eukaryota; Viridiplantae; Streptophyta; Magnoliopsida; Lamiales; Oleaceae. The transcript is spliced from 3 exons. The record is from RefSeq and is a predicted model, not a curated record. Bases 207 to 773 code for a protein of 188 amino acids.